GUUCAAAUACUGAGUUUUCAGCGACAGCGUUACAUGUGUUUGUCUCCAGGCUGUGGAUUAUGUGGAGGCGUCUGCACGACUUCCAAGUUAACAUCUUCUUUUUCUGACCUUUGAAUGCUUUCACAGCACGCUUUUGGAAAUUCACUCUAAACUUUUUUGGGAAGAUGGAUAACAUGGAAGAAUCAAAGAGCUGCUCCGUCAGCGUCCUGACCUGGGAGCAGGUGAGCCGGCUGAAUGAAGUCCUCACGGAGGUUGUGCCUGUCCAUGGACGGGGGAACUUCCCCACCUUAGAGGUGCGGCUGAAAGACAUUGUGGCCCGGGUGCGCUCCCGCCUGGAGCUGAGCGGCAUCAGAGUAAAGGACACACGGCUCAACGGCUCCACAGCCAGCCACGUGCUGGUGCAGGAUAUCGGCUGGAGCUAUAAGGAUCUGGACGUCAUCUUCAGGGUGGACCUGCCGCACGAGGCAGAGUUCAGGCUCAUUAAGGACGUGGUGCUGGGUACCCUGCUGGACUUUCUGCCCGAGGGUGUGAACAAGGAGAAAAUUACACCCAUGACGCUCAAAGAGGCGUACGUCCAGAAGCUGGUGAAGGUCAACACAGAGCAGGACCGCUGGAGCCUCAUCUCACUCUCCAACAACAACGGCCGCAAUGUGGAGCUGAAGUUUGUGGACUCAAUACGCCGGCAGUUUGAGUUCAGUGUGGACUCCUUUCAGAUUGUACUGGACUCCAUGCUCUCCUACUAUGAGCUGGCACAGACGCCCAUGUCACAGGCCUUUCACCCCACCGUGAGCGGGGAGAGCGUGUAUGGGGACUUCAGCAUGGCACUGAGCCACCUGCGGAACAAGCUCAUCGCCACCAAGCGGCCAGAGGAGAUCCGAGGUGGCGGCCUGCUCAAAUACUGCAACCUGCUGGUGCGGGACUUUCGGCCUGCCAGCGAGGAGGAGUUCAAGGGCCUGGAGCGGUACAUGUGUUCCCGCUUCUUCAUUGACUUCCCAGACAUUGGUGAGCAGCAGCGCAAGGUGGAGGCCUACCUCCAGAGCCACUUCAUCGGUGAGGAGAAGAGCAAAUACGACUACCUCAUGAUCCUGCGGCGAGUGGUCAACGAGAGCACAGUGUGCCUCAUGGGCCACGAGCGGCGGCAGACCCUCCACCUCAUCUCGCUGAUGGCCUUCCGAGUGCUGGCGGAGCAGAACGCAAUCCCCGAUGCAUCCUGCGUCACCUGCUACUAUCAGCCGGCGCCUUAUGUCCGAGACCACAACUUCAGCAACUACUAUGUGGCCAACCAGAACAUUCCGACGUGGCUGCCGUGUAACUGACAAAGAAGUCAACAAGUGGGAGGAUGUACAAGAGGGUAACGCUGCUGCUGCUUUUGAGACGACAGAAGGAAUAAAAUUAAAAUAAAAAACUCCCCAAAAAGUAAUUAUUGAGGCAAUAAAUGCUAAUGUUCCUCUCAAGGCACAAUUAUAUUUAAGUGGACAUGUGUUUUGCUUUGUUUUUGGAAUCCUUUCUCAUUCCUUAUCUACAGAGUUGUCGAAGUCAUUGAAUAGAAAGUGAAAUUUUUAAGUGUUCAGACUUUUUUUCUCAUCGUGUUUGGUUGUUUCCCUGUUUAUCAGAGUUGUUUUGUGCCUUAACCUGCUGGUUUACCCCCCAAUAAUUUAUAUUUUUUGACAAAAGGGAGGGGAAAAAUGGUAUAGCCUUAAAUUUGGGUUUCUCCUGUGAUUAAGAAAAAAGUAAAAAGGCAGAAAAAAAAAUGUAAAAUAUUGAAAAAUAGUAUUAUUGGGGCAGGGAUAAUAUACAAGGUGAUGGCUCAAAAAAAAAGCACCAGUGUUAAAGUUUUGUUCACUGAGGAGAAAAGAAAGGUGGUACACUAAUAACUUUGUUCACAUCAGAAAUGGAGGGGAAGCGAAAGGGGUCAAUUUGUUUCAGUUCAUUUUGACGUGUAAAUAACUCACAGACGUUUGUGGUCUCCCAGUAUGCCGGCAGUGCCUGUGAUUUGUAAACAAUGCAAGAGAAAAAUGUGCGUAUUUUUAUUUUCCACUGUGAAUCUCAGUGUAGGACGAGCUCCCCUCCUCCCCCCUUUAUGCAGUUUACUAAGCCCUGUACUUUUCAGUCGAGACCGGCUCUGAGCGGAAAUCUGCAGCGAGACAGUCGGGGCCUCAGAUAGACAGGCUCCUGUGUGUCUGAGGAGUUUAUGCUCCUCUGUGUUUUAAGUCACUUCCAAACCCUCACCAGUGAUCUCCACAUGUCACAAUCCGCUGGCUAUUGUGGGACGCUGACUGAUGAGAGCGAGAGUGGACACGGGCCCGGCUGCUGAGAGCAUGGCCUCGUUGCCUGGAGCGAGAGCUGGCUGGGAGUCCUGGAGUGACAGGCUGACUGGCUGUCCCUUCCCUUAAAAGGAGCAGCACAUGGUGGACCCGCAGGGUCGUCCCUCACAACCAUUGCAGGCUCGACAGCAGCCCUGAAAUGGGAUCCUCCUCUGACGCAACACCGCAACUGGCUUUAAAACUACACAGGCCAUCUAUAAUUAUCCUCUUUUUCUUUUUUCCUGGAGGAGGUAUCUUCAGUGCGGAGAACUGGGCAUGGGUGUGCGAGCGGCAGCAGCAGCCCUGCCACCUUACAUGUGUGGGGAGCUGAGUCACUUCCUGUUCUCUUCUAUCCGGUGCAUGCUGGAACCACGCAGUGUUUGAACCCCUUUUGUGGUCAUGGGAGCACAGACACCAGGGAGUGCGACUGGUAUGUUAAGAGAAACGCCACUGUGUCUGCCAGUUGGAUGCCACUCCCCUUUUGGACAAAUUUGAUGCAUCCUGGAAGCUACAACUGACUUGAGCCAUGAGCCCCCCCCCUCCUCUCUAAAUGUGACGGGGUUGCUCUCCCAAACCUAUGAAUUACUAUUUCAAGCCAAGCCUAUUAUUAGCUGUAAACUUUGAACACUUGCAGCGUGGCAUAACUAUCACAUGGCCAAAGCUGUGACUUUAACCUGUCAUCUCUCCGUAGCAUCCAGGUUUGACACGACAAAAGUUGCUCUUAAACUUCAUGUGUAAGGGACACCUGCUGUGUUUCUGCCCCCCCCCCAGUCCAUCAGAAACUAAUUCCUGCUCACUCCCUUGCUGCUGCUGCUGUGUUCAUACCAGAUAACCAGGACCGUCUCUUAUCUGGCCGGCCCACAGCUCCUGACUGGCUACAAAAAUUGUUAGGGGACAGUCAGCUCGGCCUCUCUACAGGUCACACCCUGAGGUCAGGGCAUGCUCUGCUGGAUUAGCUGCUGAACUUUGGUAUGGGAGCUGCCGCUGUCUUUUUUUUUUUUUUUUUUAACAACAAGUGAGGUGCCACACACUGUCUCGCUCUGGACCAAAGUUACAACCAGCAACUGAAGCAUUCAAGUGCCUUUUGACUCUUUGGAGAGUGAUUUAGCUUUUUAAAGAGUUUUUAAAUGGUGAUCAGGAGGGAAAGCAUUUUUUCAGCUCCUUGAAACAAGGCUGCCAUCGUAGUUUAUGGGGGAAAUCAUACAUUUCUGGUUGGGGAGCAAAGUAAUUUUGGUUUGAAUUUGUUUAUUUGUUAUUUUAUUUUUCUUUUACUGUGUUUUUUUUUCCCCUUCAGUUUUUGUUUUUUAGUUUCAGUCUCAUGUGUCUAGUCAUUCCUGUCACAGUGUUCUCAGCCUUUUUCGUUUUACUCCCCUCUUUGUCUUUUCCAAAAUGUUGGGCCUUGUCACUGGCAGCCAUGUUGACCUCAGUCGUGCCUGAAUGCCUUUUUUGAAAUCCAACUUUUCUGAUUUUUCUAAACAGACGUCAUAUAUUUACCCUUAACUUAUUGGACUGCCUAGCACCGUAGCUCCACAUGAUCUGAAGCCGCCUGGCUGAAUUUGUUUUGCUGACAGUUUUGUCCCCGUUCAAACCAAAGCAAUACCUGAAGUGCACUGACGAGCUAUACUUUGGCACAGUAGCUGGAGGUUGACCAGCAGAGACCCCAUUCUAACAGAAGCACUUUAAAGAGGCCUUUUUUUUUUUACUCCAAACCCAGCCACCUGAGAGGAAUGUAAAUAAGCUAACAUGGUCAAUUGCUGGAGGGAGUUGAGCUGGUUCUCAGGGACAUAAUGUGUUUUUGAGGGCUCUGUUUUGUCCCUUAGUUUUUUUUUAUUUUGGGAGGAUAAAUUGGUUUCAUCUGCCCUUGACAUAGAGACGUCCCCUCCUUUAUACUCACCUUCAUUUUGUGUCCUUUCUUGUCUCUGUAUUAAUUGUGACUCUCCUGUUCUUGCCCCAAACUGCAGGGUCUUAUUGGAGUAGAUCAUGCCUGAAGGUGGAGGUAGUCAGCAGACGUCAGCUUGCUACAGCCUGACAGCAGUGCUGGGUUUUAUCUGUGCUCUGAAACCUCAUCAUCACUCAGUGGGUAGUCCCCUCUUACGCUCUGUUCACACUGCGAGUGACAAACGCAACAGUGUAGUCAUGUCGUCAUGGGCUUUGGUGUUUCGGCUACUUGCCACAAACAUGAACAUCAUCUUAAAAAAAAAAAAAAAACUACUCCAUUUUAAAGGCAUUGUGCUGAUCUUUUUAAGCAGGGUUGCAUGGAGUGCUUAUCCACAGUCAGUGUUGUAUACAGCACACAUUCAUCAGCACGCUCCCAGUUUGGAGAAUCAGACAGGAGUUUGACUUGGAAGCUAAGCAAUGCACUGAUGUGGGUGGGGGCAGCAACAGAAGGUAUGUUAGCCACCUAAAGAAGCAAUGUCAGUCAAAGUGUUUGCUAUAUUUACAGUGUUUGUAUCGCUAUCGACAGGAAAGGCGUAACCUCGGUUCCUGUUAUACACUUUCAUGAAAUCCACCAGACUCCAUUGAGAAAAACAGUAAUUUUAACUUGUCUACCACUGCUUCCAUCUGUUUUGUUUUGAUUAGUUUUUUUAUUUAUUGUGUGGCUUUGGUGUAAUGAACUAACCUUUUUAAAUGACAAAGUCACACAUUAACAAACAAACUGUUCGAGGCAGCAGUUGACCAGCACCUGCUGCGUUCAGCGACAUUAAAUCACUGUUUUUCUUAAUGGAGUCUGGCUUUGAAGAGAGCAAUAUAACGGCCUCAUUUUUCAAUUGUAAAUCGCUUUCUAACAUCAGAGUAAGGUAUUGAAAAUAUUCUAAACAUAGUCGACACUUAAAUAGUCGUGGCUAAUAUACAUUUUGUUGCUGACGCCUCCAAAGCAGUAGAUUGCGUAGUUUUUAUGUCAGCUUCUCCAAACUGACUAUUCCUUCAACAUUACAUUUCGUUGCCCCAUGUGCAUCCUAACACACUAGUGUUAGCUAGCAUAGCGUCAGCUAACUAAGCUAAUUAGCAUGACAUGAUUCUGCCAAGUAGGACAUGCUCAUGGAUCAACAUCCCACAUUGCAUUCCUUCCUGGACCAACACUGCAGUUAACCUAUCACAGCCCUCUGACAUCAUCAGAGUGCUGCUCCCGAGAUCCUUUAAGAAUCCGUUGGUGCUUCAUCAGAGCUAAGCUAGUUUUUCCAAACUGAAGUUGGUACAAGGGAACAAAAAUCUCAGCAACACUAAAAAAAACAAACAUGUAAGCUACUGCGGGGUUAGCUUGCUAACUAGGUUGGCUAUGCUAACAAGUAAGCUCGCUAAUAGGCCCUUAAUGUUAAUAAACAGUAUUUUAACUUAUUGGCAAGCUACCUGUUAGCAUAGCCUACCUAGUUAGCAAGAUAACUCGCUAACCUUGCAGUAGCUGUCAUGACUUUUGUUCAGUGUUACUGAGGAUUUUGUUUAAUUGUACUAACAUCAAUUUGGAAAAUUAGCUUAGCUCUGCAGAAGCACUGGAGCAGCACACAGAUGACCCUGGAAGGCAGUGUGGGACGUUGAUCCAGUGGCAUGUCCUACUUGGCAAACUUGCAUCAUGCAAGCUAAAUAAGACAGUACUACAGCUAGAAACCAGACAUUAGAUUGGUUGACGCUUCACUGUGUCGUUGGAGCGCUGAAAAAAGCACAAGCUAGCUUAACUUUGAUCUGUAGCACAUCAUGCCCGUCCUCUGCGCCAAGUCUCAGGUGUCAGUUUUUAGCUUCAUGUCACCAACUUCCAUUGAAAAAUACUUGUAGCCUGUUGCUUUGUCGCUUGUAGUGUAAACACAGCAUUAGUUUAGUGCUAACAGCUGGAUUUACCACCACACUGUUAGCCCUAAAAUGAUCGUUGCCUUGGUUGAAAGCAGGGUACAGAGUAUUUAUUUAGUCUCAGUCAUUCCCCAGUUUGUUUAUCCUUGCUGAGUGAUGAUUAAUUGGGUUAUUAUUUCAAAACCAGCAGCCCGGUGAUGCUGUUCAUAGUUGCAAGUUGAAGUCUGCUGAGCUGGUGAGGACUUGUCCCUUCUCGGGCUUUUUGUUGACAUCGCUCGAUAAAAAUAGUUUCGAGCGAGGCCAAAGAAAAUGGAACAAACAAACAUGCAUUUUCUAGAGAGUAGAUUGUGAACGCAGUCUGGAAUGUAAAUCCUCUGCUUGUUUUGUGUCCACCCUGCCAUCAUGUGUUCACGGUUCUUGUGACGUUUGUCUCACGACUGAAAAAACGCCUGUUAAUGAAAGCUUUACCUUCCCCCACUGGAUGAGAGUGGGGCGUAGCAGGGCUCAUGCUAAAUCACCGUGUCAGGGUUGAUGUGUGUGUGUCGAUGUAUGAAGUUUUUGUGAAGGACGACGUGGAGAGAAAAAAUAGGAUGAAGUGUAUUUUGCCUUUAUUUUCUGGCCCCCACUUUUUUUUUGUCUGCUGUAAACUACACAUCGAUCACGUCGCUUCUCUCACUCUCCUUGCCUUUGGUCGUCCCACUCGUUUGGGCUUUUGUUUAUUAGUGCAGCGUGUUUUUUUAUUUAUGACACCUGUAGAUGUAUUCUUUACUGGAGGGGGUGCAGAGGAAGCCGUGGAUUAGAUACGUAGUGGUUACGCUUGUCUACAGUACAAGUCUUACACCAUAGGAAUGUGAUGGAGGCUCUCCGACAGUUUCUACACGAAGAGUCGUGAAUUUUUUUGCAGCAGAUUUGUGUUUACGUUAAUGCGUGGUGGUGUGUGUGCUUGUUUGCAUGUGUGUAUGAAGGGAUGCCUGUUGCUGUUUAAAUAAAAAAAAAAAAGAAUAAAGUGGGGGGGAAAUAUGAAAUUUGUCGCACUUGUAUAUUUUUUUGAAAUAGUUAAUGCAAAAUAGCUUUUUUGUCAGCUUCGUGAUUGUGACGAUGAGUUUGAUGGUACAACCAUUAUACUAUUUCAUUUUUCAGGACUUUUACCUCACUUGAGUUUUUUCUUUUUUGAAUGGAAAUGUACAUGUACAUCAGGAAAAUGUGUUUGAAGAGGAAAUAAUGAAUAAAGAGUAUUAAACGCAA
Molecule: messenger RNA, 7328 nt
Organism: Epinephelus fuscoguttatus (brown-marbled grouper)
Lineage: Eukaryota; Metazoa; Chordata; Actinopteri; Perciformes; Serranidae
Gene: tent5c
Product: terminal nucleotidyltransferase 5C
Exons: 2
Coding region: 165-1316 (383 amino acids)
Biological process (GO): mRNA stabilization
Molecular function (GO): RNA binding; poly(A) RNA polymerase activity
Source: RefSeq, a predicted model, not a curated record